UAAUCUUAACGAUUCGAGGUCAUUGACUGGUCGACUCACAGAAAGUUAGUCCGCCUGAGGAUUUCUUUCGAUUUCCUAUAAACCACCAGGCAGCCUUCUGUCUCCUUAAGGACCAGUGUCACACAAGAGAACUGUGAACAUGCUGCAAAAUGGCAAAGAUGAAGAUACGAAGUCAGAGACGUCUCAACCCCAGCCAGAAAGUCAAAGCCAGGCGACUGGUGACAGCGCAGCGUUUAACCUGCAGACCGACAGUAGUACACAUUUUCCAAUGCCGGUCUAUCCAAAGCUGGAAAUCAAGCGUAAUGCGGUCACAGACGAUUACAAGAUUUCCAGUCAAGUUUUGGGUUUGGGCAUUAACGGAAAAGUAUUGGAAUGCUACUGUAAGAAAACAGGAAUCAAGUGCGCACUCAAGAUCCUGUAUGAUAGUCCCAAAGCGCGGCGAGAGGUAGAGCUCCACUGGCGGGUGUCUGGGGGGCCAUACAUAGUAAGAAUUCUCAACCUGUAUGAGAAUAUGCAUCAUGGGAAAAAAUGUCUGCUCAUUAUCAUGGAAUGUAUGGAGGGGGGAGAACUCUUCAGCCGAAUUCAAGCUAGAGGAGACCAGGCGUUCACUGAGAGAGAGGCGUCGGAGAUCAUGCAUGACAUUGGGACGGCCAUUGAAUACCUCCACAUCAUGAACAUUGCACACAGAGACGUCAAGCCCGAGAAUCUACUCUACACUAGUAAGGACAGUAAAGGCGUCCUCAAACUAACAGACUUCGGUUUUGCCAAAGAAACGACACUCCACAACCCACUGCAGACGCCUUGCUACACACCAUACUAUGUGGCCCCUGAAGUUUUAGGCCCAGAGAAGUACGACAAGUCAUGUGACAUGUGGUCACUGGGCGUGAUCAUGUAUAUCCUGCUGUGUGGCUUUCCUCCGUUCUACUCCAACACAGGCCAGGCUAUCUCACCAGGCAUGAAGAAACGUAUUCGCAUGGGGCAGUACGAGUUCCCAAACCCAGAAUGGGCAGAGGUCUCAGAGGAAGCCAAACAACUGAUCCAUCAGCUGCUGAAGACAGAUCCCAGUGAGAGAAUGACUAUCACACAGUUCAUGAACCACCCAUGGAUCAAACAAUCGAUGGUGGUGCCCCAAACGCCUCUGCACACCACACGGGUUCUUACUGAGGACAGAGAAAUGUGGGAUGACGUUAAGGAGGAGAUGACCAGUGCUUUAGCCACAAUGCGUGUAGACUAUGAUCAGGUGAAGAUCAAAGAUCUGGACACAUCCAGCAACCCACUACUCAAUAAGAGGCGCAAGAAGGCAGCAGCUGGAGGAAAGAGCGGAGGCACUGUGUGUAACAGUCAGUAAGGACACAGGGAGGGAGAGAGAGCAUCAAGGGACUUAAAAUGGGACGAAAAUAAUGAUAGGUUGAAGAGAGAGGACCCAGACAGAGUGAGAGAUAUCCUCAACUCAGGGCACAGCUGUGGAGGACAGACGUACAAUGUCAAAUCCUGACUGAAAAUCAGCUAUGGACACCACAUGUUAGCCUUUGG
This is a messenger RNA of Chanos chanos (milkfish), 1533 nucleotides long. It is a transcript of the gene mapkapk3, whose product is annotated as MAPK activated protein kinase 3. Lineage: Eukaryota; Metazoa; Chordata; Actinopteri; Gonorynchiformes; Chanidae. Bases 140 to 1348 code for a protein of 402 amino acids. The record is from RefSeq and is a predicted model, not a curated record. Gene Ontology annotation, biological process: protein phosphorylation. Gene Ontology annotation, molecular function: ATP binding; protein kinase activity. The transcript has 10 exons.